AUGGAAAGCUACGUGCCGCCAGGUCAACAGCGUAACCUUCGGGCAUGUAUGGUAUGCUCGAUUGUCAUGACGCAGAAUAGAUUUCUUCGCGAAGGUUGUCCAAACUGUGAAGAGUUCCUUCUGCUUGCCGGUAACAUGGAUGCUAUUGUCGAUUGCACUUCUCAAGUGUUCGAGGGCCUAAUCGCUCUAGCAGACCCGAGUAAGAGCUGGGUCGCUAAGUGGCAGCGACUGGACAACUAUGUAAAGGGCGUCUAUGCCACAAAGGUUAGUGGUCAGUUACCUGAUGAAGUUGUGGCGGUUAUGGAGGAUGAAGCCAAAGUGAAAUAUAUUCCGAGAGAUGGAAGCAUGACUGAAGCAGAUUAG
This is a messenger RNA of Blumeria graminis f. sp. triticale, 363 nucleotides long. Lineage: Eukaryota; Fungi; Ascomycota; Leotiomycetes; Helotiales; Erysiphaceae. The record is from the annotation of a GenBank genome assembly.